AUGGCAAGCAAACGUCGCAUAGAUCCUGCCGGAAGUGCGCCAGGAACAGCAGCAGCAGCAGUAGUUACCCGGUGGCAUUCAUUGUCGGGUGGCAUUCGGUUACUGAUGCUACCGAUUGUGCUGGGAUGGUGCAGCAGUACGCUGGUGUACGGGGCCAUGGAGGAGAUGAUGAUAGCACCGAUAGAAGUAAUCGAGGAAUGGGGCUGCUAUGACACCGAAAUACGGCUAACGUGUGGGAAUCUCGAGUCGAAAAUAGCGAUCCUUGAGGCACGGUUUACUCCACGGUGCAUGGAGGAGCGCACCGAAAACUGUGUCUACAUGGACGAGCACAGUGUUGCCCAUCCGUACGCCUCCCAGAAGGUGGACAAACUGAUACUGGAGGAAACGGAAGCCGGAAGGCGUUUCCUGGCCACACUGCGGCGAAACCACGAGCGAGAGCUUGAAGCGGCAUCGGAAGGACCCGGCACACAAGAGCUGACAGCCGGAGAGGCAGUACAUCGCAGGCAGGGUGCAACGAUUGUGGCUGCCCGUUCGCUGGCCAAGGACAAGCGAAGCUCGCUGCGGGCAACGCUCGAGCACCUGAUAGUGCGCUAUCUGCGUCGGCUAACCAGUGACGAUGAUGCGGACGGUGACGAUGGAGAUGAGCCGGGUGGGUACGAGGUGGCAGCUCGCUACCGAAGACAAUCGCUUCCGGCGACUGACUCGGCCCCAAGCGUGGUGGGAGUCCCGGCUGCACCACCGGACACGCGCUCCUCCUCUGCGCCAGGAUUCUCCAACUCGAUGGAAAUUACAUUGCUCACCAACGAUACGGACACGAACCUAACCGACUCGUGGGAAGACACGAGACGGGAGGAUGAUGGUCGGUGGGAUGAACCACCGGACAGCUCUCUGACAGCUGGGACCGGUGAAAUGGAGCCUCGAGCGUUUGUGUCGGAUGCUGCAGAAGGAUAUGGAUCUUCCGGUCCGUUGGUUGCUGGGCUGUUGGCGGGCACGAGGGAAGGUGGACACGAGGGCGAUAUGAGUGUUAGUGAGGGACGGGGAACUAGUGAUCAUGGUGAUAGUGGUGGUACCGGUGCUGCUAAUGGGGAUAGUGUGUUACGCGAUAAUGGCGAUGAGGUAGAAUAUAAUCUCCCGAUCGGUGGCAGUGUGCCAACAGUGACGGCGAACGAUGCCGACGGGCAGAAGAUGAUGGGUGAGUUGCGGAAGCAGCGAAAGCAGCAGAAACCGAAACAGCGCGGUGAGUGUGAUAGUGUGCGGAAGCGGGUAUCGCAGCUGGAUCGUUUCGAGCUGGAACGGUCGAUGCGGAAUGGCUCCUUCCGGGAGUACAACAUCCGGAAUGCACUCAACUAUCGGUGUUCCGGGAAGAACCACUGCAGCUUCAUCUUCUCGCAGGAUCACCCGUUCGCCGUCGUCUGGAAGGCAGGCACGGUCCGCAUCAAAUACAUCUGCAUGGACGACUUUCGUAUCAGCAAGUACUGCGGUGAGCAUCUGAUCGUAGGCAAUGAGGUCCACUGGGAACCGCUGGACGGUGACAGCGAGGACGACGAUUCGGCCGACGGUACCGAGGAAACCGUCGGAGAGACAGCCGGAAGUACGGGAUCCUCUUCCUGGCGGCAACGGACGCCACCGAACGAACCAUCGACUAACAACGAUGGUAUCGCUAAUGGAUCUGCUAAUGAUGUGCCCGCCGAACAAUCUUCCGGCCACGAUCCGAACGAAGGAGGCGAAGAUUUGCGGGACGAAUCUUUGGUGACGCUCCAAGAACGCCAUUAUGCUGCCGGGUCGCCGUAUCGUCGCUUGGUACGGGCCGGUGCUGCGAUGGGUGAACCACGUGCCGAAGCGCUACAGGCAGCAACAGUUCAUUCGUUUCACAAUUUGAAAAUUCUCAAACCGGUCGACGAUGAUGAAGAAGCGGCACUGGAACGACACCAGCAACAAAAGCAUUCACAGCAGCAGCAGCAGCAAUCGCCGCACCAGCAACAGCUACCGCACAACGAGACGAGCAUGGAUCGCAAUCAGCAGCAGCAGGAGGCCGAAGCGGCAACCCGCAACCGGAACCGCCAACGGCAGAAAGUUUUCUCCCAGGACUUUCGUGUGCUGAAAAUUCUACCCUCCAAUCUAGACGUGGUGGAGGACAUCAAGCAGAUUGGCAACGAGUACUACUUCAAGAAGGACGUCGAGGUCGUGAUAGACGACCGGGAAAAUGAAAUUGUCGAUAGCGAAAGCGGAAGCAAGACCGACGAUAAGGGUCAACCGGUGGCGGGCGCGUCAAACGCAACUACCACCACAGGGGACGGUGACGCUGGCGAUAUGACGGAGACGCUAGACAUUGUCGUGUUGCCUGCACCAACGAAGGACAUCGAAAUUUACGACAACGACCUCGUACCAGAUGGUGAAACGGGUAGUUCACGGCCGGACGAGGACGAUGAUGGCGAUGAUAUCAGUGUAAUUGGUUUGAUAUCGCCAACGCGAACCACGGUCACCACUUCGUCCGUGACUUCAAGAUUAUCCGUUAGCAGUAGUAGUAGUAGUACACCUUUCCCACCAACCGUGGAAACAACUCUCGGCCAUUGGGAUGUGGAUCGGUUGGAUCUUCCCGAACCGGCGGAAGAGGAAAAUCGUACUAACUUCACCGUGGACGAAGGUACUCCACCACCACCGUUCAGCUUCAACAAUCGGACAUUCCAGACAAUGCAGGAAACGGUACGAAAAGAGUUUGGUGAGAGUCAGGGCCCAUACCCACCGGUCGGUAACUAUGACGAGGAGGAAGAUGACUUCGACGAUGAAGAGGAUGAGGAUGAACGGGAUGAGCAGCCAGCUAGAGGUGGACCACGAACUUCUGGCCCGUAUGGGCGGCUCGACAAGUCACAUAAAAAGCAUAUGAGCGUGCAACGGACAUUGCUGAAGCACCCGCUUCGCCAAGGGUUCCUCAUGACGCCCAGCUAUCCAAAGUACUACAUCGGGGACAGCAUCUGCCGGUGGAUGCUCUACGCUGGAGUGCAUCAACGGAUUAAGCUUACCGUCCUGGACCUAGCGUUACGCUAUGAUGAUGAGUGUCGCGAUUAUCUGCAAGUUGUAGAUCUCAACACGAACCAGACGUUGUUUCACAGCUGCACCGAAAGCAGCCGUCCGAUCGAGAUCGUCAGCAUACAGGAGCGUCUCGAGGUGUCCGUUCGAACGACCACCAAAGUCAUCUAUCCCAAACGCGGUGUGUUGGUACAUUACACAGCGCUAGGCUGCGAAUUACCAUCACCAACGCCCGGGCACAUGCGACUGGUGCGUCGGACCGAACAUCGCGUUAAGUACGUCUGUGAUCCACUGCACGUGUUUCCCGACACUGGGGAAAGUGUUCGUGAGCUAAUUUGCACGGCCAAGCACACCUGGAACCGACCACUUCCGGCCUGCAUAGAAAAAAGAGCUACCGAAGGAAGCGGUCUAGUGUCGCAUUACGAGCAGAAGCGAAGAUACGGCGAUACGGACAACAUGUCGGAUAAGCAGGCGGAUACUGUUUACGAUAUUCUCAUUCCCUCGCUCAUCAUAGCGGGCCUGUUUGUUGUUAAUGGCAUCGUGUUUGCGGUCAUCAUGCGGUACCGCAACAAGCGAAAGCAACGCCUUGAUCUAGAGAGUAAGGAACUGGCCGAACUGUAAAAUU
Anopheles maculipalpis is the source of this 3652-nucleotide messenger RNA. RefSeq lists its product as uncharacterized. Lineage: Eukaryota; Metazoa; Arthropoda; Insecta; Diptera; Culicidae. The transcript is spliced from 12 exons. Bases 1 to 3648 code for a protein of 1215 amino acids. The record is from RefSeq and is a predicted model, not a curated record.